Messenger RNA from Anguilla anguilla (European eel), 4702 nucleotides. Its product is annotated as basic immunoglobulin-like variable motif-containing protein. Lineage: Eukaryota; Metazoa; Chordata; Actinopteri; Anguilliformes; Anguillidae. The coding region runs from base 279 to 1799 and encodes 506 amino acids. Gene Ontology annotation, biological process: nucleotide-excision repair. Gene Ontology annotation, cellular component: nucleus. Gene Ontology annotation, molecular function: single-stranded DNA binding; DNA endonuclease activity. The transcript has 10 exons. The record is from RefSeq and is a predicted model, not a curated record.
GUUCUUGAACAUAUUAUGUAAUGUUACUUUGGAAAUGUCGUAACCAUUCUGAUAACGGUCCCCUAUUUAAAUAAUGGUACACUCCCGCAGUGCAUCAAAGCGGAAGACAGUGGUUUAACUUCUAACGAGCUAUGCUUGGAACGCCGUGCAUACGCAUAUCUUCUGUUUAUUACAGUACUGGCAAGAUCUCAGCAGAGGGCUGAGCAUCGCUUUUGGCUGUGCUUCCUCGUCGUACCAUCACAGUCCCAUUCUCUCACCAACUAUCCAAGUUCCGUUCAAUGCCUAACGCUGCGGAAAGUCAAGGAGCAAGCGCGAGCGUAUCCGGGGGCGUCGACCGCGCGGCCCCGAGCAGGCCACCUGGCAGAGACGAUGAUCACGGCCUGCUCCUCGGCUCUUUGGCCAGGGACUCCUUGAGACCACGGCGGGCGUCAAGUGCGGAGGUGCGCGUCCCCUGGACGUGCCCUGUCACUCACUCCAGAGAGAAGUUCUACACUGUGUGCUCCGACUACGCCCUCCUCAACCACGCUGCCAUGGUGUACCGGCCGCCGCCCGCGACCGCCAGGGACUCGCCCGCAAGCACCCAGGAGAGCGACCCUUCUUUUGGCCAAUCCACCGCAGCCGGCUGCGCUAACGUGGGCAUAGAUGGAGACUGUGAGAACAUGGAGGUGGUUUCCUCCAGCCAUGGGAAGCCCGUCCUGGCCUGGGAGAUCGACACGACCGAUUUUGAUGCUAUCUUGACGAGAAAAACCAGGACAAGUAAUCAGAAAAAAUCCAGCUCUAAGAAGAUGAAGACUUCAGACAAACACAGUAGGAAUCUGCAAGACAUCCCACAGCAGGCUACCAUUGAAGAAAUUAAACAGAGGAAGGUCCUGGACCUUAGGAGAUGGUAUUGCAUCAGCCGUCCACAAUAUAAGACUUCCUGCGGUAUAUCCUCUCUAAUUUCCUGCUGGAACUUUUUGUACAGCACGCUUGGAGCAGGGAGUCUUCCGCCCAUCUCCCAGGAGGAAGCGCUGCACAUACUGGGGUUCCAGCCCCCGUUUGAGGAGAUCAAGUUCGGGCCCUUCACGGGCAACGCCACCCUGAUGCGAUGGUUCAGGCAGAUCAAUGAUAAUUUCCGCGUGCGCGGCUGCUCCUACAUUCUGUACAAGCCGUACGGAAAACACAAGACCGCAGGAGAGACGGCUGAGGGGGCUUUACUGAAACUAACCCAGGGCCUGAAGGAUGAGUCCAUGGCCUAUAUCUACCACUGUCAGAACCACUACUUCUGUCCGAUUGGCUUCGAGGCCACGCCCCUCAAAGCUGCCAAGGCCUACAGGGGCCCGCUUCCAACGAAUGAAAUGGAGCACUGGAUUCUCAUUGGUGAACCAAGCAGGAAACACCCAGCCAUUCACUGCAAAAAGUGGGCGGACAUCGUGACUGAUCUCAACACGCAGAACCCAGAAUACCUGGACAUCCGUCACACGGAGCGGGGUAUUCAGUACAGAAAAACCAAAAAGGUGGGAGGAAACCUGCACUGCAUCAUGGCCUUCCAGAGGGUGAACUGGCAGAAGCUAGGCCCUUGGGCUCUCAACCUGGAGAACCUGCGGCAUGACCUCCACCACCAGGGGGCAGACCGGGGCUCCAGUGGGGCUUCAGAUGAUCCCGAAGAGAAGCCCUCCGCCAAGCACUCAGGCCGCCUUGGACGGUCACUGAGUGCAGGGUACCAGAAAGAGACCACCUGGAAACGCCUGUCAAACACCUACGAGUACAGGCACGGGGGGUCACCUGAGAGCGAGGCCGAUGAGGAAGCAACCGACUGAAGCCUGACAAACACAGGGGCUCAUGGGAAAUGAAGUCUGUGAGGAAGUUCUGCAGGUGUGUGCAGUUGUCAUCUUCCUCUGUAUAACAGUUGCACUUUCUGUUUAUUUGAGUUGAUUUGAUACACUGUAUCAACAGCUAAUGCCUUUGAUUAAUUUGCACAAAUGGGAAUUUGUUACAUUUUAGUACAAAACAAUCAAAAUGGUUUGUGUUUGUUUGCUGUGUUCAUACAGUACUGAGAAAGUGCAGUUAAAAAACCAAGAGUCUCAGAAUUUUGUGAAUAGGUAAUGUAAAUAAUUCCAAAAAGAGAAUGCAUAGAGAAUUUGACUGCUGUAAGUGAUCUGAACAUGCUUUUAAAGGCUUUACCCUCUCCUAGAUUUGGCACUCUUGGAGAAUCCCAUAAUUUCUUUUUUGGUAAUGUGACUGGAGGGAUGUAUCCAGGGAUAAUAAAACAGCUUGAGAUGUACUUCCUUAACGCUGCCAAACUAAAACUAAGUAGCUCCAUUCAUUUAAAGCUCAAUUAAGUUUACUUCUGGUUUGGCACCAGCCUGUUCAUGCAUCACAGUCCUUAUUUUUAUAGCCCUGGGAGUGUUGACUAAGGGAAACAGUAAAAAUGUUUUACAAAAUGAUUUUUUAUUAUGUAUUUGUAAUGUAGCUGUUCCAAAAUGGGGUUAGGGAACCACGGUGCUGUGUGUUUGGCCACAUUUCAAGGGGACUGUUUUCCCUCAUUAAAGCACAUGAUUGGGCAUGUGCUCAGAACGUUUAGGAACCGGCUGAUCUGAUGUUAUUGACAGCAUAAUUCAGGAUCUCCCUAAUCCAGAGGGGUGCACUACAAAGCAAGAUUACAGGGUUAGCGAGCUAACGUAAGCUUUAACCCUGGGUUUUCCGUAUUACGAAGCUGACACGCUUUAAAUUCGGGGUAUAUCGCAUGUAAAUACACGGUGCACGGCUAACCUGGUCAGGGGAUGUCUUCGCAGGGCAUUAAUCCACUGGCUUUCCCUGUGGAUACACUAUUUGAAAGAUAAAGAUUGCCAACGAAGGGAGUGUAGUACAUAUGCAAGCCUCUUAAAUUAGAAAAUUUUAAUUCUUUAUAUUUCCUGUAUCAAGUGUAAGCUUUAGAAGCUCUUGAUGAGCAGUCACAUUACAAAUAAACUGUAGGACAAUUAGCAGGACUGUAGAUGUAUUCGUUAGUGGUGGUAAGGUAAAUAAGGUAGAAUUAACUAACGAAUUACACUAUUAGCAAUCUUUUUACAAACCCUCAUCCCUGGCUUUGCUGUCGGCAACGGUGUUACUUCUUGACACUACAAUUGUUUUAUGUUUUUCAUAUCCGUCCAUUAUGUCCGUCCAUAUCAGGUUUUGUUUACUAAGGUGAGAAAUACGCUGCUUGAGGAGAGUCCAUGUUGUACUGCUAUGAGCUCAUUUUUUCAGAAACCAGCACUUUUAUGGGAACACGCACAGAGCUUGUUUAUCAAAGCCUGUGUUCUGUUAGCAAGUUGAUAAUCACUUUCGUGAUAUCGGCUAAGCACGAUUGCGGUUGUUUGGUUUUGUGAAGCCAGCAAAGAAACCCUGGGUAUGUUAAGCGUCCUUUGUGGCAUAACAUCCUGGUCUGUUUCCCUCCUAAAGAACUGGUCUGAGGCACACACUCAUUUGUGUUUCGGGUAUUUCAAGACAGAACUCUGAAUUUUUUAAGCUUGGUGAUUUUAAGUCACCAUACGACCGCUUUUAGUUGCACAGUGAAUUAAAAUAAGUAAAUAAAUAAAAAUGAUAUCCUGGUGAGAUUUUUACCUUAACUGUAUUACAAGCUUUAUUUGAUGAAACUGAAACUUUUCUGUGGAAUUUUAAGCCUGGGGCUGCUGAUCAUCAUUGUAAAUAAUGCGAGCUAUUCAGGCAGUGCUGGUACCAGAACGUCAUCGCAUCAAUGCAUUGUACAGAGAAGAAACACAACAUGCCCUGUUAUUACAAACACUGUUCAAAAAAUAAUUUAACAUUUUUUUUUUUAAUUAUGAAAAAUGAAUUCUGUUCUCUCAAGUUUGAGCAGGAUGUCGCUCCUUGGUGUUGGGAAGCCCCUGCUUUGUAUGUGCGUAAGACUCGCUGAGUAGCGAAUGGGAGCUCUCACAUUCUCUUAUGUGUGGUAACUCGAAUAAAGCUUUUCUAAUUUAGUCUCUGGUACCGUAGUGGUAAUGUGAGCAAAACACUAUAGCAAGCUUCAUCUUCAGUAAUGCGCAGCGUAUAGCCUACUGAUAUUUAUCAGAUAACUUUUUUGUCAUUGUGUAUCAAAUGGCUUGCUAAAGUUGAUUUUGUUUGCAUAAACUUGCUAGAAACUUGAUCUUAUAUUGUGUAUUUUACUGUAAGCUGUGAUUAAUCGAUCAGUCAAUUUUUAUUUUAUUUAUUUAGUUCAGGGGUCCCCAAACGUAUCUGAGAAAGGCUGGAAUGUUGUUCAAGAUUUUUAUUCUAGCCCAGUGCAAAAACACUAAAUCCAGGUAAAGAAAGGUCUUGAUUCAGAUUUAUCUGGGGACUUCAAUCUUAUUUAUUUGUUUUCCUGAAUUUUUAGAAAUUACAGACAGCAACAAAAAGACCAAAUCACAAACUGUGAUAUUUCAGAGAGUAUGUUCAAUUAAAACAAAAUAGUCUGUCAUUCUGUUUGAUACAGUAUGACAUAAAAUAGAAUAUUGGCACAUGACUAUAUGCAAUCAAUACUGUGUAUUAAUUAUCAUAUAAAUAUGGGAAUAUGAUAAUUAGGUGAUCAUUAGAAACAUAAAUAUGGGAAAGUCAGAGUAAGAAGAGUUCAAGCCAUAAUUGGUAAAAAUAAAUAUAUAUAUAUAUAUAUAUACCGAUUUAUGAUGUGAUUAAUUUCAGCGUGUAUAAGGGGAAACGUUUUUUGUGUCAGGUGUGAAAUGCAAAAAAG